GACUGCGAUCUUUGCCAUGGGCGACGAGAGGUACCCAGCGCCGUCCGCGCCGCAUGGCCUCAGUCGCCUCGGCUACGAGCUCCGCGUGGCAGCAACCCUUCGGCGCGCGGCCGAGCCGCUGCUUGAGACGGACGUGUUUGCCUGGGGCUACGGCGUCGAGGGCAGCCUUGGUCGCGACAAUACGCAGACUGCGAAUCUGCCCGUGCGCGUCUCGGCGCUGCGCCACGCGUCGAUCGCGCAAGUCGCCGCGGGCCGCCACUUGACCCUAUUCCUCGACGACGCAGGACAAGUGUACCAGUGCGGCCGCGUCGGCGACUAUGUCACGGCGGCCAACUGGGUGCCCCGACCCGUGCAUGGGCUGCCACCCAUGCAGAGCGUCGCCGCCGGCACCCGCGCGUGCUUUGCCAUCGCUGCCCCGCGGCGGGUCCGACCACUCACUCUCGGCCGCGACGACGACGGCGAGGUUGCGGUGCCACUCGACGACGGCGGCGGUGUGGUGUAUGCAUGGGGAGAUGGCUGUCAUGGGCAGCUCGGGCUCGGCUGUGACGCGUCAAUGACGGUCCCGCAGCCAGUGGCGUUGCCAACACCCGUCGUCCGAGUGUGCGCGGGCCACCACUUUACGCUCGCCAUCACGUCGCAAGGCGACCUCUACUCGUGGGGCCGCAACUCCCACGGACAACUUGGCCACGGGAGUACGGCUCUCGAGCCGACGCCGCGACGGGUCGAAGGACUUCCGCGCGUACGCACAGUCGCGGCUGGGACGAGUCAUGUGCUGGCGCUCUGCGGCACGACCGUAUAUAGCUGGGGCCGCAGCCAGCACGGGUGCUUGGGUCUCGGUGGCGACGACCGCGAUGUUCCGUCGCCCGUCGAAGUCGCGUACUUCCGCUGCAUGCGCGCUGAGAAAGCGGCGGCCGGCAGCGACCACUCGCUCGUCGUGUGCAUGCUCGGGGUUCGGACCUUCCUCUACGCGUUUGGCUCGAACGCGUUUGGGCAGCUCGGCCUCAACCUCACGAUCCCAUACCUCGACACGCCCCAGUGCGCCCAAGAGUUUGAGUACGCUGCCUCGUCCCGACGCAUUGCGCAGAUCCACGCGGGCGACCGCUUCUCCGUCGCGCUGCUGACCAACGGCGAGGUGUGCACGUGGGGCGACGGAACGCAUGGCAAGACGAGUCACGGCGUGCAGCGGCAAGCAACCUGCGUCCCGUGGGCUAUCGACGCGAUCGCGUCACGCUUUGCGAUCGACGUCGCCGUCGGCUUUGCCCAUGGUCUUUGUCGUUUCCGGCAGGACGCCGCCACGCGCAUGAACCGGUUUCGCCAGUUCCUUGUGCCCCGGGUCAUCUCGCACUUGCUUCCUCCCGAGCGUGGCAGUCUCUCUCGGGCUUGUGUGUGUACGUCGACGCUCCAAACGUCGUCGGCGCCGCUCGGCCUGCACUACCACUGUACAACUUGUCAAAAACAGCCUCUCUGCCGCCACUGCAGUCUGCGCUGCCAUCGUCAGCACACGAUAGAGCUUGUCGCGCGCGAUCAUGUCGGCGCGCAGUGCGUCUGCGAGGCGUGUCCGGCCGCCACGCUGCCCUCUGUGCCCGAGAGCUCUGUGUCUAAUGCCGCAUCAACACGGCGAACGCUUCCCUUUGGUUAGCGCAGAGCGUUUAGCUGGUGGUACAAGGUUGAGCCGAGGCUGCCCGUUGUGAGCCGUCGCGCCAUAUCGAGGCGCCGG
This is a messenger RNA of Saprolegnia diclina VS20, 1717 nucleotides long. RefSeq lists its product as hypothetical. Bases 17 to 1639 code for a protein of 540 amino acids. The transcript is spliced from 12 exons. NCBI's taxonomy places the organism in Eukaryota, Oomycota, Saprolegniomycetes, Saprolegniales, Saprolegniaceae. The record is from RefSeq and is a predicted model, not a curated record.